AUGAGAAUAUAUAAGUUGCCAGACAAAAAUAUUGAAGAACUAGAAAAGGUCCAAAGACAGUUCUGGUGGAACAAAGAAUCUGAAAAGGGUAUAAUCAUCACAGCUUGGAGGAAUUUAUGUAAGGACAAAGAUCCUGGAAGAUUGGGUUUUAGGGAUAUGAAGUGCUUUAAUAUAACUUUACAGGCAAGAUCAACUUGGAUAGCAUGUAAGAAGGAGAGUCAAUUAUGGGAAAAAGCUUUAAAGGAAAAGCAUUUUCCAGAUUAUUCACUUCUUCAUGCACCAGAAAAGAAUAACACUACUUUGGCAUGGAAGAACAUGUACAGUACUGUUGCUUUCACCAAAAGAUUUAGCUUCUGGCAAUUGGGGGAUGUCAAAAGAAUUUAUAUAUGGAUGGAAAAAUGGGUUCUUAGGGACACACCAAAGGUCAAGUGCAUCUACAGAAAUGGAUAUCUGAUGGCGGAUGCGACAGAAUGUAUGGCUGCUGCUUUGGAGGUAUUAAGAUGGUCCGUGAGUGAACAACUGGAAUGUUAUGGAAAGUAA
Messenger RNA from Papaver somniferum (opium poppy), 540 nucleotides. RefSeq lists its product as uncharacterized. NCBI's taxonomy places the organism in Eukaryota, Viridiplantae, Streptophyta, Magnoliopsida, Ranunculales, Papaveraceae. The coding region runs from base 1 to 540 and encodes 179 amino acids. The transcript is spliced from 3 exons. The record is from RefSeq and is a predicted model, not a curated record.